AUGCCUUUUAACGAGGACGACACGCACGAAUUCAGGUGCUUUUAAUUAAUUUGAUUCUUUUUUGAGCGGUUCAUGAUAAUGAUGCAUGGGUUAGAUGCUAUUGAAUUUGUUUUUUGACAGACAUUGCAAGGAAACUAAAGGUCUUUCGUCAAGUGUUAUAGCAAGGUAAAAUACCUUCAUGUAAAGCUGUCGUGGUUUGUGUCUGAACUAUCUGAAAAUAUUAAAAACAUUUCGACGUUUCUAUCGAGGGCCUUUCGUUGGUUAUAAGGCUAUAGGGAUGGUUACUGGCCUCCUGAAGAUCGUAUUCAGGCAUAAACCACGACAGCUUGUUGUAGCAUACUACUUCCGAUACAUUUAAAGUCUUACAUUUAAAGUGUUAACGUAGUGUUGUCAUGGUUACAGGCCGGCGUGCGCGUUCUUAAAUGCUGGUAAAGGAGGAACAGUAUACUUGGGCGUAAAGAAAACUGGUGUCGUUUCUGGAGUUGAAAUUUCACGAAAAAGUGUAAGUAGCUCUUACUGGACCUCUAGGGAGAACAGUUUGGGAUUGAUAGAGCUUCCUUGUGUAAAGUUCGUUUAGUUUAGGUUUCCCCCUGUAGUAACACUGGAUCAAUAAGAGAUAAUCCUUACUGGACGUCUAAGGAGAACAGUUCAGAACUGAUAGAGCUAUCCAGUAUAAAUAAAAAUAGCUUAGUUUAGGUUUCCUCCUGUAGUAACACUGGAUCGAUAAGAGAUGAUCCUUACUCGGGACCUCCAUGAAAAUAGUUUAGAACUGAUAGAGCUAUCCAGUAUAAAUAAAGUUAGUUUAGUUUAGGUUUCCUCCUGUAGUAACACUGGAUCGAUGAGAGAUGAUCCUUACUGGACCUCUAGGGAAAACUGUUAAGAACUGAUGGAGCUAUCCAGUAUAAAUAAAGUAUAUAUAGUUAAGUUGGGUUUGUAACCUUGUUCUUUUUUCGAAACCUCAGAGAGAUCGUCUACGUUGUGGUGUUGAUGAAUUGUUGAACGAAUUUCGACCUGCAGUAAGAUAUGACAAAUAUCAGGUAAAGUUCAGCAAUGUGGUGGUGUCACGUGGUUAGUGCGUGUGUCUUUCACACAGUUGUUUGGAGUAUGCAAUUUCACCUCGCCCAGAGUCACAUGCAUGAGAAGAGUGUUUCAGUGUGACUCUACCAAACACCAAAGGUUUUCUCCAGGUACCCCACGGUUUCCUCCUAUAAUGACACUGUAGCAAUAAGGGGUGGCUCCAUAGACAUCUAUCUAUGGGUGGCUCUUACUAAAUCUCCACGGAGACAUUCAGCCCGAACGAACUGAUAGAGCUAUCCAGUAUAAAUAAACUUUUAAACAUUUCUUCUCAGGUCAGUUUUGUUCCAGUGGCCGAAGAGGAAAGUGCACAAAAUAGAAGGUACAUAAGCGGCUGAAGAUUGUUUCGUAUAGAUUUAAAAACUCGGCCAUCAAUGCCUAAAGUGAAGAUUGUGCAGCUUAAGAAAUAUGGCGCUGAACUAGAUUUCCUAAAGAUGAGAAUUUAAAUCUCUUGUAUAUACUUAAAAAUGCCAUUCUGUGUUGCCUUGCGAUAACAUUUUGAAUAGUUUUUUAGUAUAAACAUUUUGAAUAGUAUUUGUAAACUAUUUUCUAGGAGAAAUAUUGAAAUUAUCCCGGAUGUUUUUGUUAUCGAAGUAUCUUUCAACAAGUGUUCAGGAACCGUUCAUACUACUAGCAAGAACAAGUAAGAAAUAUUGGGGGAAAAUAUUAAUGUAUCAGUCAAGGAAAAAUACAAUACUUUUCUUUUAUCCAUCUUAAUGGUCGUUCAUUCUGUCUUCUGUAGAUGCUAUUUCCGUUGUGGAAAUGCGAACAGCGAGGUAUUCUAUGUUUAUUUUUAUUGAAACAAUGAAAAUGAAUGUCACACAGUAUUGUGUGAAUAAAAUUGAAAUUAAACAACGAUACAGUAGGCCUACUUUCUGCUUUCUUUUAACAGUAUUCAAUUCAAGACGUGAGAAAAUGGGUGAUACGUGAACAAGAGACAUUUUAUAACGACCAGAUUAAUAUGUACGUAUAUACCAAUCACAUACUACUUUUCACUAAAACUAUUUACAAAAGAAAGAAAAGUGAUCUUCCAAUAGGCCGCAUGACCAGCUAGAACAAAUAAACUAUAUUUGCUAAACAAAUAUUAAAACAGAUGAUAAUUGAAUAAACUAUGUUAGAAAUAAUUAGCAAAUUUAUUGCAUUGUCGAGAUCAAUUUUUAAAGGAUUGUAUAGGCUGAUUUACACUUGAGUUGUACUGUAUAAACAAAGCAUGCAAUUCGCCUAUAAGUUGUCGUAGAUGAGUUGUGGUCUGGGGAUUCACACAGUACAACUCAAGUUGUAAGCAGGUUGCAACUUGCAUGCGACAGUUUAAGGCAAAAGUUGUGUAGUAUAAAUUGGUCUUACUGCUGCGGACUUUGCGAGCAAACUAUUCCAAACCACCGCUCCCCUGUAGCUUACAGUAAAAUGUUUUUCUUAAAAUUUGAUUGUUACGCAUUCAUUGUCUUCGUAUAGUGCUGUUGUCCUUUGUAUAAACAGUUCGGACCUUAUCUGGCAAACCAGAUAACCCAUUAUGAUUAAUUAAAGGCAUGAAUUUUUCGCUAUGUUUGAGCCACAACAGUUAUGACUUUUGAGAACUUUCCAAUGCCGAUAAAAGGCCAAUAUGCCCAAGAUAUUUUAUGCAUGAAGAAAUGAUCAGAAAUGUAUAAAUAUAGAACGAGAUAAGUCAAGUGUGAUAAUGGAUCAAAAAGAUGGAAACGUGUCCUUAAUCUUAAAAAUCUAUACUUAGAAAUUUUAAUUUUAAUAUUUGUGGAAAAAUCAUAUAUGAUUGAGAUUUUUUUCUUAAAUACUCUAUAUCGUUUUGGCGUUUCUAUUAGCGAUGAAAGGGACUACAGCUUAACAUGUGAAAAGAACAAUGUUUUUUUUGCAUGCUGAUGUUACUCUGAGUGUGUUGACUGUUUAUUCUGAGUGUGUUGAUUUCGCAACCAAACUUUGCGAUUUUACUCAUUUUAACAUGCUCUUUCUAGCUAUGGAUUUUGCUCUUCUUGCAUACCUAGAUCAAAAUUUAGUCUAUACCUGAAAUCAGCCAUUCCUACUGUGAUCACAGAAACUUUGACAUAUGGUCAAAACCAGCCUUAAGAUGCCGCAAUUUGUGUCUUAACUGUCUGCACGUCGAUGUUUCAAGUGAUGUUUUUCAUCCUAGUUCAAAUAUACAGACCACUAUAUGCAUGUUGUUGCUGAUAUGCGGAUUUAAAUCAACGAAAAAUCAUCCAUUUGUAUAGAAACGGGACUCUCGGCAUCUUAUCGUGUUUCUGUUGUUUUUUUUACAGACUCAAAAGAGAACUGUCUGCUUCAAAACAAAAGCUGGAAACAGAUGGAGUGCAUAAUUGCUUUUAAACACGUAUGUGCACUAUCUUCUUUCAUUAGCUAAUAGCUAUCUCUAAAUAUAGAUUUAUAAUUAGUUGAUCUACCACUGCAUGGGUCCGCUACCUGCAACCAUUUUGUUAUAUUAUUAUGCAGAGUAGAGUGCUCUCGGUAGGACUCUGCCAAACAUUGCAGGUUUUCUUCAGGUACGACUUCCUGUUUUGACAUUUAGCAAAUAAACCGUUAUACUACCAUAGAUUUUUAGGAAGAACAAAUAGAGCUACCCAGUAUAUAAAUAGUAUAGUAGUAUAGUUAUAUGUUUCCUCCUGUGAUGACACUGGAUCAAUGACCGUCCUUGCUGGAUCUCUAGGAAGAAUAGUUUAUCUAGUACAAAGUAGUUUAGUUUAGGUUUCCUUCCGUAGUAACACUGGAUCAAUAAAAGAUGAACCUUACUGGACCUCCAGGAAGAACAGUUUAGAACUGAUAGAGCUAUCCAGUAUAAAUAAAGUUAGUUUAGUUCAGGUUUCAUCCUGUAGUAACACUGGAUCAAUAAGAGAUGAACCUUACUGGACCUCUAUUAGAAGAACAGUUUAGAACUGAUAGAGCUAUCCAGUAUGAAUAAAGUUAGUUUAGUUUAGGUUUCCUCCUGUAUAGUAACACUGGAUCAAUAAGAGAUGAUCCUUACUGGACCUCUAGGAAGAACAGUUUAGAACUGAUGAGCUAUCCAGUGUGAAUAAAGUUAGUCUAGUUUAGGUUUCCUUCUGUAGUAACACUGGACCAAUCGGAGAUGACUCUUACUGGACCUCUAGGGUGAACAGUUUAGAACUGAUAGAGCUAUCCAGUAUGAAUAAAGUUAGUCUAGUUUAGGUUUCCUUCUGUAGUAACACUGGACCAAUCGGAGAUGACUCUUACUGGACCUCUAGGGUGAACAGUUUAGAACUGAUAGAGCUAUCCAGUGUGAAUAAAGUUAGUCUAGUUUAGGUUUCCUUCUGUAGUAACACUGGACCAAUCGGAGAUGACUCUUACUGGACCUCUAGGGUGAACAGUUUAGAACUGAUAGAGCUAUCCAGUAUGAAUAAAGUUAGUCUAGUUUAGGUUUCCUUCUGUAGUAACACUGGACCAAUCGGAGAUGACUCUUACUGGACCUCUAGGGUGAACAGUUUAGAACUGAUAGAGCUAUCCAGUGUGAAUAAAGUUAGUCUAGUUUAGGUUUCCGUCUGUAGUAACAAUGUUCAAUGAUCAGUACUUGUCCUCUAGGGAGAACAGUUUAGAACCAUUAAGUUUUCACAGUUUUCCCUAAUAAUUCUAGAUGCUAAUGAGUGCGAUGAUGGCGAAUCAAAUUGCCAUGGUUACGCAAUUUGUACGAACACGAUUGGCUCGUACACUUGUAAGUGCAGGCCUGGUUACCUGGGAAAUGGCCGUGAAUGCGCGUGUGAGUAUCUUAUUAAUAUAAUACUGAAAAUCAUAGUCUAUCAAGAUACGCUGGUCUGGAAACUAAACUGAAAUCAUUGUGUUUUGCUUUUGUCGGAGUUUAUGUUAAUUUGUGCACGGUCACGGUGAUUGAAUUGAUUGUGUUUUCGUAGAAUUAAGUAAUCGUCCAAUAGGGAUAGCUAAGAUGAAACGUGCAACCACGAUGAAUAACAUUUAGUAUAAUAAAUCUCACGAUUUACACGAUCAAAUAAAUUUUGAAUAAUAUCAAAAUACACUGGAAACUCAUUUGCAACUACAUACAGAGAAAGACCCAUUGCACUGACGUCACAAAUCUUUAGAGUGUCCUCCAGAUGCUCUCUAACAAUAUCUGUUCGGGUACAACAACCACGUACACUGAUACAGCGCAAAAAUUAAUCAUUUCAAUACAAAAUUAUUAUAAACUUUUACAAAAUUUGCAUUGUUUACAAAAGUUAUAUUAUACAUAGAUUGCUAAUUUGUCCUCCAGAUGCAUCGUCACCGGCACUGUGACGUCAUGUGCAAUGGGUCUAUAGACUAUAUCCAAAGCGUUUUUGUACCCGUUCACCCAAUUCAAGCUGCAAACACAGUAAAAUUUAAGUUCAUUGGCAGAAAGCUUCGGAUUGAUAGGGAUAUAACUACCUGAAAAAUACAAGGAGAAUUUCGACAUUUCGAGCGAAGGCGCUUCGUCGGGAAGUUAGCAGACACUUAAAGGCGGAUUUCCAUUCAAUGCAAAAUGUCGCACGAUCGAUCUUUUGCGAUCGCUUUCUUUUGAAAUAUGUGCAGUCAACUACAGCUAAUGAGAUUUGUUCUGUUUGACUGUUUGUAUUUCAAAAUAUUUCAAUAGUUUGUAUUUCAAUAUUUUGCCAAGUGCCCUUUUCUUGCGUGAAAAAUAUUUUAAGGAUUGCCUUUUUUUGCCCAAAGGGCUCUUUUCAAAACUUGAAUUUAUGUUAUUUUCCGGAAAUUUUUUUUCAUUUCCGGGAAAAAUAUGAUAUGUCCGAAAAUGUUUUUGGUAUAUCCGGAUAAUUAGGAAAUUUGGAUAUAUCCGGAAAAAUUUUUUUGGUAUGUUCGGAAAAUUUUUUUUGAGACCUCCCCCCCCCCCUUUUAGAAGCUUCCUACGUACGCCCCUGUCGAUCGCGCAACAUUUUGCACUGAAUGGAAAUCCGCCUUAACGCUUGAAACGUCGAAAUUCUCCUUGUAUCACCUACACUGAUCCAAACUGUUCGAGAUUAUAAAUGAUUGGUAACCUAUGUUCUAUUCUACGCUUACAUUAUCAGUACAGUGGUAACUACGCCUUGCGAGUUGUCCGAAAAUGUGAUUGAAGCUGAACAAACGGUCUUAAUAUUGUGUUUGGUUUGUAUAAUUCAGAUGAUGAUCCCUGUAAAGACGUGUUGUGCAGUUCCUAUGCCAGAUGUCUAGUAAGAGAUGGUUCACCGAUUUGUCAAUGUCAUCCUGGGUACUAUGGUGAUGGCCAGAUCUGUAGAGGUAUUCGUAGAUCUCGUCCAUAGAUAUCUUAUAUACACUAGAUAGCGCAUCUCUUUUAGUAAAAUUGAAGCCAAGAAUAUUCCAGCGGUUACCCCCAUUUGAAUAGAUGGCGGCCAUGUUGGUGUUUCCCACUCGCUAAUAAACGCUUAAAAAACAACAAUAACUUUCAUCAUUUGAAUAGUUUAAAAAUGUAUUUGCAAUAUGUUUACCUUAAUAUUUAAGUUCCCUGUUUAAGAAGUAGAAAACAUACGAAUCUCCUCAUUUCAUGGGAAUAUCCCGAGUCUGCAAUCACGGCUUCAAUUUUUGAAUUGUAGAAUAAUUAGAUGCACUAUCUAGUGUAUAUAAGAUAUCUAUGUUCUCGUCAGUAGAGAAGUUCAGAUUUUGAAUUCCGUUACCAUUGCCAUUAACCAAUCAGAUGCAUGUAUUCUACCCGAUUAACCAAUCAAAUGCGUAUUAAGGCAGUCCCGGUCAAACCAGGAUGAGAGUUGAUGACGGUUGCAAUUCUCCCUCGCUGACCGCCAACUCUCACAGACUCUCUCAUCGACUUUAAGCCCAUUUUCCACUAGGCGAAUUUGUUCGCGCAUUACGAAGCGAAAAACAAAUCUUGGCAAUGUGAUUGAUCAGCGAAAAAAUUCGCCACGAAAAAGUUGGAUUAGUUCCUACUUUUUUACCGUCUUGCGCGAACAAAUUUGCCUGGUGAACAAAUUUUGCCUCGUGCGACUGCAAUCUCGUACUCAAAGCAUACCCGUUUGCAGGUUAGAUGGUGAUCCACUACACACAUAAAAACGCACAAGUUGUAACAAACCUGCAGCAGACUUGUAGCAAUGCUGUCCCAACAACUUGUCAACAGGAUGUGUUCGCACUGCUUGUUCCGCAGUUGACAACUUGCUGCAAGGUUGUUGAACUCAACAGACUUGUUAUCAGUUGUUCCAACAACUUGUUAUCGUCCUGCAAUUCAAUAACUUGUCAACAAGUUGUGAGUGACAAGCUUGUAGCAACUUGAUAAAAUAACAGCAUUGUCACAACUUGUUGACAAACUUGCUACAGCCUGUUGCGAACACAUCUUGUUGACAAGUUGUGAGAUGUUUACGUAGUGCAACUCUUGUUCUCGUUUGUUGCAAUAUGAGGAAACACUCGUGCACUCCCGCUUGGCAAAUCUCAUCAACUAUUUUUCUCCUUUAACCGAGGUUGAAGUGAAUGCAUAUAGCUGCCACUGUGCAUUUGACUUUUCCCGAAUGAGAUAUAAAAAUAUCGAUAAUAUGGACCAGAUUGAUUUUAGAUAAGCAAAACAUUAAAGCAAAACAUAAAACAUAGAGCAAAGAAAUAUGGAUGAUGUACACCAGCUUUAAUUUUUCUUUUUUUUCCAGAUUACAACGAGUGCGAGGCGGAGCGCGAUUCUUGUGACAAGAACGCCAGAUGUGUAAACGUUGCUGGUGGGUAUAAAUGUUUCUGUUUGCCUGGUUUCCUUGGAGACGGCUUCUCUUGUGAAAGUAAGUAUGACAGACUAAGAAGAUUCCUUUUACAGUUUUACCAGCCUCGUACAUAAGCGCUUUGGUGGGUUUCGCCGUCGCGUGACACGCGUGGAAAUCGUCCCGCGUCCUCUUCACGCGACUGCGGAGCAAUAGCUGUUAUUGUAAUUGAAUACGUCUAUGCUACGGACCAGCGGUAUCUGCAUUAUUUUGACAUGGAGACGAGGCUAUAGGGUCGUGUUUUGUGUUUUUUUACCCUUUUUCGUGCGUACUUCCACUGAGAUACCGCUGGUUCGCCGCAGCGGCGUAUUCAAUUACGAUAACAGCUAUUCAAAAAUCCCUAGCUACUAUCCCGAUUGUAUAGUUAGUUGAUUCAAAUUCAUUUAUCUUCGCGUGUCAAGGUGACGGCAGUUGUGGAGGCAGGAAGUGUCAUAGAAAUGCUGAAUGCGCUGAAAUUGACAGCGUCAAACAAUGUCAAUGUAAAAAAGGCUUUCUAGGCAGCGGUCUUGUGUGUGUAGGUACGUCAUGUUUUACUAUUAACAUCUCAUGAAACCCUAAAUAUUCAUCAAAACAGGCACCUUAUACAUAGUCGGUUAAUUAGCCUUUCUCAUGAGGUUUCAUCUUUUUUUUAUCAAAUUAUAUCUCAGAUUUAUAUUGCAUUUUAUUCAGAUUUGAGUGUAAUGGUACAGGUUUAUUUAGUAUCUGCAACAUCGUAAAUCGUACUUCAUUCUUUUAGACGUCAAUGAAUGUUCAAACACCACACGGGUUGAAUGUCCUCCAUUCUCGCGAUGUUUUAACACACUUGGAGCUUAUGAAUGUCGAUGUGAUGCCGAUUAUGAGUGGAAUGGUGUCGAAUGUAAACGUGAGUUUACCGACAUUUUUUUGUACAAUCCCAUCUUGUUCCCAGGGCUUCUCGGCUGCCUGACGUUGCAACGCCAGGCAUCCGAGAAGCCCUGGGAAUGAGGAUCAUACAAUCUCAAUCUCUUACCAGAGGCCAGUUGCUCGAAAGCUGGUUAGCUUAUUCCUAGCAAAUUUCCCAACAGCUUGUUUACACAAUUAGACGUAUUUUUCCAGAAAUCGUGUCUGGAUCAAUAAAAGUUUUACUUUCCAAAGUUCUAAAACAAAUUGACAUCCGGACAUGCGCAAACCAGAAUAGCGUGCCAAAUUUUAACCUAAGGUUAGCGCAAAUUGUGCUUUGAACAACCGGAAAGACCACGUAUAUUCAUUUGGCAAAGUUUUGAUUCGAAAGCCCAAAAUGAUAAUUUUUUUGUGUUUUCUUCAUGAAUUAUUAUUGAGUUUGACAAGAUUUCAUACAAGUUUGAAUGAAGUAUUGUUUGUUUUUUUAUUCAGUUGUUUGCUUACGUUGUUUGAAUGGAGGUCAGUGUCUGAAAUCAGGAUGUUUGUGUCGAGAAGGAUACUCAGGAGAAAGAUGCCAAUGGGGUAAGCUUUAACCCUUUAUGAUCUGCGCAGAUACCCUCGGGAAACUUGAGUAGGAGUCGAUGUUUCAGAAACAGAUAAGAAUGUUUUCUUUUUUUACGUAACCAGGACCUAACAAUCUUAUUGAUAUUUAUCGUUUUACAGUUGGAGAUGAAUUCUUAGUUUUCACUCAAGGCAGUACUAUGCAACGUCUUUCCUUACCCCCCACACAAAGCAGCAUCGGUGUGUUACUGCAGACGACACGUGGUCUGCUCGUGGCUUUGGAUUUUGAUCACAUGAACAAGAUGAUCUACUUCACCGACGUGGCGCGAAGAACAAUAUGGCGCGUCGCUUUUAAUGGGACUGGAGCCGAGGAAAUUAUUUCCGAAGGUCUUUCGAGUCCCGAAGGUGACUGCUUAUAGAUCUUAUCAUGCAAAUAUCAGACCAAAUCACGCGCUUAGGACCUUUGCCACCAAUUUGCCACCAUCAACACACGUAAAAAUCUCACAUCUUGUAACAAGUUUGUCAACAAGCCGUCAACAAGUUGUCUUCGCACUGCUUGUCACAAGUUGUCAACAAGUUUGGAACAAGCUUGUUGAUAUUAUCAGACUUGUUACAAGGUUGUUCCAACAAGUCCGAUACAGUCCUGGUAUAACAAUAUUGUUACAACCUUGUGUCGUCAACCUUGUAACAUUCUUGUUAUAUCAUGACUGUAUCAGACUUGUUAGAACAACCUUGUAACAAGUCUGAUAAUAGCAAGUGCAAGCAAUGGAAACAUUUGACACCCUCUCCCCACUCCCAUAAGAAUCAAAACAUUCAAAGUUGACUACGAUCAGUACAAUGUGUACCGCCAUAUAAAGCACUUAAAGAAAAUGAUCUAUAUAAUAUUUUCUUAUAGGAAUCGCAGUUGAUUAUGUAGGCGGCAACCUGUACUGGACAGACUCGAUGUUUGAUCGUGUCGAAGUUUCCAAACUGGAUGGCAGUGAUAGAAAAGUUUUGUUCUCAACAAGAUUGAUCAAUCCAAGAUCUAUUGUCGUUCACCCAGAGAGAGGGUAUGUAUAGAAUUACACACGUAAAAAUCUCACAACUUGUCAACAAGAUGUGUUCGCAACAGGCUUGUAGCAAGCUUGUCAACAAG
This is a messenger RNA of Paramuricea clavata, 10329 nucleotides long. The record is from the annotation of a GenBank genome assembly. NCBI's taxonomy places the organism in Eukaryota, Metazoa, Cnidaria, Anthozoa, Malacalcyonacea, Plexauridae.